Plasmodium yoelii is the source of this 1938-nucleotide messenger RNA. RefSeq names its product conserved Plasmodium protein, unknown function. The transcript has a single exon. The record is from RefSeq and is a predicted model, not a curated record. Lineage: Eukaryota; Apicomplexa; Aconoidasida; Haemosporida; Plasmodiidae. Bases 1 to 1938 code for a protein of 645 amino acids.
AUGAAUGAGUCAUAUAUAAAACUAAUAAUAUCGAAUAAUAGUAAACACAAAAAUAUUGAAGAUGCCUUUAAUUAUAUGUGCCAAGAAUUUUACAAUAAACCCAAUGAUGAAAUAUCCAAAGAGCCAUUGGGUGAACUUCUUUAUAUAGGAGUCAUAAUUCAAAAAAAUGAUAAAACAUGUAAUAAUAUAAAAUAUAUAAAAAACUGGAUUGACACUUGUAAAAAUUUAAAUAUUCAUCCAGAUAUUAUUAUUAAUGAAAAUAAUUCGGAAAUUUCAACUUUGGCACAUAAAUUCAAACUACUACAUGAACAUAUUUUGGAUGAUGAAUUUAAGGUUGUAUCCAAGAGGCUGAUAGUUAAAAGAAGAAAAUGUGACGACCAAAAUGGCGGAAAAAAUUGCGGAAAAAAUUGCGAGCAAAAUGACCCCAUUGAAAUUGCCAAUUCACACACUAAUGAUGUAGAAAUAAAAGAAAGCAAAUCUGGUGAUAUACAAUUUAUCAACAUUGAUAGUAACGCAAUCGAAUUAUGUCAAAUAAAAGAAGAAAAUAAUAAUAUAUGUUUUUUUAUUAAUAAUGCAUUUUAUGAUAUAGAAGGAAUAAUAUACCUUAUAGAAUUUCCCUUAUCAAUUUCUCAGAAAUAUAUUAACAAAAAAUUAAAUUUAAAAAUCCAAGUUAGCGAAAAUAAUACUAUAGAAAAACAAAAACAUAAUUAUUUUUUAACUGAAAAAAAUGCAAAUGAUUUGAAAAAUAUUUUUAAUUAUCCUUCUCCAUUAUUAAAUAAUAUAAAUUGGUCUUCUACAUUUACCUCUGGAAUUUUACAAGAAAAAAAAAAAAAUAAUAAUAAUAAUAAUAAUAAAAGUAAAGAAUAUAAUGAUGAUCAAAAUUAUAACCAAUCCAAUGAUAAUAAUGAUGAUGAAGAAAAUGAUCAUGAAAAUAAUUAUAUAGACACAGAAAAAAAUUUCCCAUUACAUGUUAAUUUAUAUAACAUUUGUACAUCUUUACAUAAAUAUGAUGAAUUUAUGCAAAGUUCAAAUAAAAGUAACAAAAGUUAUAAACAAAUAAUUUUACAUAAGCCUAUUAUAAUUAUUAAACCAUUAAAUAUAAAAUGUAAAAUUGUAAAUCAUUAUUUAUAUGUAGAAAUUGAAAAUAUAACAAAAAAUCAUAAAAUACAAAUUUUUGAAUUAUUUUCAAGAUCAAUUAAUAUUGAUAAUAAUAUAUUUCCAUUUUCAUUAAACCCUGAAGAUACAUAUUCAUUUUAUUUUCCAAUUAUCAAUUUUGUAGAAAUUAUUACAUUAAAUAAUGUAAAGGUUGACAAUAAACAAUAUAAUAAAAAAAAAAACUCACAAGAAAAUAACAAUAAAAAUAUGAUUAAUUCAACUCUUUUUUCUUAUAAUGAAGAUGAAAGAAAUAACAUUCACCAUAAAUAUACCCAACCAAAUGAUGUUAUACAAAAAUAUAAAAAUGGAAAUGAAAUUUUAACACUCCGAAUGAAUAAUGAUAAAACUAUUGUUUCAUUAUCUUUAAAAUGGUGUAUUGAUAAUUCAUUAAAUAAUUAUAUAUGGUCACAAUAUUUUUUAGAAGAACAAAUGCCUUCUCAAAAUUUAUUCGAUUUAGAAGUUUCAUUUGUUAAAGAAAUUAAUUUUUCAUCUAUAUUAAUAGCUAUUUUUAAUUUUUAUAAUAAUUCAUAUGAAGAUAUAGAUUUAACUAUUAAAAUUCAAGAAACAAAUAAUAAUAUUAACAAUCAAAUACAAUCAUCACUUAUAUCAUUUAAUUCCAUAAUCGAGGUUGGUAUUAUUAAACCUCAACAGAGAAAGUCAGUUAGUAUUAAAUUAUUAGCUAUUAUGUUGGGGGCUCAUAAUUUACCCUUUGCUAAAAUAUUUAACAAAUUUAAUGGAAAAACAUAUUUUAUCGAUCUUGGCUCAAUUAUUGUAACGGAGUAA